Messenger RNA from Phalacrocorax carbo (great cormorant), 2767 nucleotides. The record is from RefSeq and is a predicted model, not a curated record. NCBI's taxonomy places the organism in Eukaryota, Metazoa, Chordata, Aves, Suliformes, Phalacrocoracidae.
UCAGCAGCCACCUCCUGCUUGUGCGCGGCCGGCGGCCGGCCAUGCCGGGGGCGCGAGGCGGGCGCCCAGGCCCGCCAGACCCAGGGCGGCCGGGCAGGGAUGGCUGCUGGGAGCCGGUGGGGAGCACAGCGGUGGGGCUGCUCCCGGCGCGGCGUGGGACGGCGGGACGCCGCAGUAAGAAACCAAGAUGCUCCAUAAGGAAAGGAUCCCUGCCCAGGACAAAUGAUGGAGCACCACAGAAAAGGGUUCCCCGCUGAAGGGUGAGACAUGCGGUAGGAGCCAGUGCUUCCCACCAAAGAGCGAGACUCGGUCGUGCCGCACAGCCCAGGGCACCGCGGAAGGGACAGGACAUGCGCCACGUCGGCUGCCUCCUCUCAGGACUCCUCUUAAUCCUCAGCGUGACCACCACAGACGGCUUUGCCCGGGCAGGCCGCAGAGUCUGUGCCGCAGCACCGCCGAGCCGGGCGGUCGCCUACGCCGAGUCCCACGUCCAGCCCGUCUACCAGCCCUACCUCACCACCUGCCAGGGCCACCGCCUCUGCAGCACCUACAGGACCAUCUACAGGGUUGCCUACCGGCAGGCGUACAGGCAGCUGCCCCAGCCCACGGCCUCAUGCUGUCCCGGCUGGAGCAGAGCUAACAGCCACGCGCUCAGCUGUAACAGAGCUCUCUGCUGGGUGCCGUGCCAGAAUGGCGGGAGCUGCACCUUCCCUGGCAGAUGUGCCUGCCCACCCGGCUGGACGGGUCGAGCCUGCCAGACAGAUGUGGAUGAGUGUGCCGGCCAGAGCCACGGGUGCGGUCAGCUCUGCAUCAACACAGCCGGGAGCUACUACUGCGCCUGCCGGGACGGCUUCAGCCUCGCUGCUGACGACAAGGCGUGCCAGCCCCUGGUGCCAGCCCCCGAGCCAGAAACCUUCAGCCAAGCAGGUUCCCCCAGUGAAAUGAAGGAAGAAAUGAAAGACCUGAAGAGCAGAGUGGAAGCGCUGGAGCAGAAACUCCAGUUGGUGCUGGCGCCCUUCCACAACCUCAUGCCAUCUGCGCCAGAGGACGUCGGCACAGACCCCAUCAGCCGCUUGUCCCACUCCCUUCAGCAACUAGACAGAAUCGACUCCUUGAGCGAGCAGAUCUCCUUCCUUGAGGAGCGGCUGGAGACAUGUUCCUGCAAGAACGAACUCUAGCCAAGCACCUAAGGAUCUGGAGCAAGCAGAGUGCAUCUGCAGCUCUUACCUCACUCUCCAGCCCCAGGCUGGGGAUGAAGCCACAUCAUCUACAGGAAGGCACAGGGUAGCAGGAGAAGGCUGGUUUCCCAUCAGCAUCUCCAUCAUUUUCUCUUCCAACUCACCUUAUCAAAGGUCACACAGUUACUUCCAAACUGGACUCUGAGCCCUCUGCAUCUCACCCCCUUCCUGCUGGAGCAGCAGCAAAUAAAUGCCUUACCUCGUGCCAUUAGUGCCUGCCUGGCUGUGCCAGAGAGACCGGCUGUGUGUGAAGCUGUGCGGUGCUUAGCUUUGCCUGGCUUUUGCUUAGCGGUACCCUGGGACGUCACCUCCCGGAGGAGCACGGACCUGGCCCAGGAAGGACAGCUGCCCCCCCAUGCUCCCCCAUCUGCUCCCACCCACAGGAGGUGGGGGCAAGUCCUGAGUUUGGAGAACUACAGCCAAAAAUGCCUCGUGGCAGAGGAGGCAGCCCCAAGCCAGGCAUCACGGCAGCGGAUGGGCGCAGCUAGUCCUUGUAAAGGUACGUCGCUGGCUGGGUACGGGGUGCGGGUGCCCUUCCCUGCAGCUUCUGCUCUGCUCUCUGGGAGCAGCCUCCCUCCGUGAGCGCUGGAGGUGGGCUGGCGCCUUGAUGCUUCUUAGCACAGCAGCUGCAGCAGCUUGCUCUGAGAUUACCUGCUCCUGCUCACAGUCCUCUGCACCAUCCCUGUGCCUGACAGAGCAGUAACAAGGAUGAAGUUCUUACAUGGGUCUGAAGGUGCAGAGUCUGUUUUUACUUGCUUUAAUAGAAAACCUUUCCCUGUGCCACUCCCAACAGCACACAGGGACAAGCCUGUGCCACUCAGUAGUGCCAACAGGGUGAGGCCAAGGAGGGAGGGACAGUCCUCUGCGUGCCUGGUUUGGGGACCGAGGGCUGGCACACCCACGUUUACACUGGCACAAGCACCAGCUGUUGGUGUAGCCGGUCUCUCCCAGAUCCGACAGCCGCUGUGCAUGCACCCACCUCCCCCCAGCGUUGUUUGCUCAAGCCCAAGGACACCGGUACAGCAGAGCAGACGUGACUGACCUGGUACAAUACUUUCCUACUUGCCCAGAGCAGAGCUGCAGGAGGACCCGUGUGCCAUGGGGGCAACGGGUUGCUGCAGAGGUUGUACCAAAAUAAAGCCUCCUGCUGUGCACAUUGAGGCUGUGGAAUCGUUACUGAUGGGAAGGGGCUUGCUGCAGGGCCCUGCUUCAAGGUAGGCUCCCGUCUGCACAGGCACCACCUUCCUCUUCCCCUGCGACAGGUCCCUGCAGGCAUUUGUCCUCAUAGUUCAGGCCAGGCUGUGGCUGCGGGACACAGGGUGGGGACAAGGACCUGCCCUUCCCUCUCAGUCACCAAACCCGCCCCCUGCAAGAGCUGAAGGGGCAGAAAACCUCCUGCAGCUGCCCUCCUCCCUCAGCUCCCACACAAGACCAGGAGUCUCCUUUAUUUAAAUAACCAAAGGUAUACUUUUUUUUUUUAAAGCACAUAACAUUAGUCUCAAUCCAAUUAAAAGUGAACAGCAGAUAAC